GCCGAGGGUGGCCCGGGGGUCAGGGGGAGCGGGCUGCCUGGGGGGCCGGGGGCGCCUCGGAGGAGGGGGCGCAGCCACGGCGACCGGCGCCCCCCGCCCGCCCGCCCGCCCGUCCGACGAGCGACCGGCCGCCUGGGAGUCCCGGUCUGCAGCCGCAGCCUAAACUUUGGCUGUUCCUCACCAUUUCGGCCAAAAGUAAUGUCGCCUUGCCUUUAACCUACUUGGGGGCUCUUUCUAAGAGGACAGACGCUUAAGGGCACGAUGUUUGCGCGAGGGCUGAAGAGGAAGUGUGCGGGGGACGAGGAGGCCGUGCCCGCCUACAGCCUGCAGCGCCAGUCGCUGCUGGACAUGUCGCUGGUCAAGCUCCAGCUGUGCCACAUGCUGGUGGAGCCCAACCUGUGCCGCUCCGUCCUCAUCGCCAACACGGUGCGGCAGAUCCAAGAGGACAUGGCCCAGGACGGGAGCUGGCGCCUGCCGGCGCCCCAGGCCGCGGGCCGGGCGCCGCGAGACCGCCUGGUGUCCACGGAGAUCCUGUGCCGCUCGGCGCGGGAGGGGGCACGCCCCGCCCCUGACCCCGGAGACCCGGCCGCUGAGCUCCACGCGGUCCCGGUGGCACAGGCUCCGGGGGGCCCACCAGACAGCGUCUGGGGCGGGGGCGGCCCUCGAGAAAGCAGAGGAAGCUUUCACACGUCGCUCGAUCAGAUAUUUGAGACGCUGGAGAGCCAAAGCCCCGGUGCCAUGGAGGAGCUGUUUUCCGACGUGGACGGCUCCUACUAUGACCUGGACGCGGUGCUGACGGGCAUGGUGGGCAGCGCCAAGUCGGACCAGGAGGGGCUGGAGGCCUUCGCCUCUGCGGCCGCCCCGCCCCCCAGCGCCGGCUGCAAGUCGGACCUGGGCGAGCUGGACCACGUGGUGGAGAUCCUGGUGGAGACCUGAGCCGCGGCCGCGGCACGUAGCGGAUGUGUUUGUGAGGCCCACGGGGACAGCGGGCGCGCGCGGGGUGUGAGUGCCUGCUGCCUGCCGCCAGGGCCGGCCUCUGGUGUGUCUGCAAUUAGGAAAACGACCCAGAACAGCAUCCGGUCGGCCCACUCCCCUGUCUCCCUCCCUCCCAGGGCCGGGUGGCCUUCCCGCAGGCCGGUCAUCGCGCCCGCCCUGGGCCCUGGGCCCUUGUCCUGCUACAGCCCCGCGGAGGGUGCCAGCCCCUAGCCGCAUCCAUCCUUAUCCAGCUUUAGAUAGGUGAAUUUUCUAAAGUUAAGUUUUAUAUGUUUUGGGCAAUAUUUUGUCUUAAGAUAUAUUUUUAAACUUUUUAUAUUGUAUCACUUUAGAUUUUUUUAGCUAUUUUCUUAAAAAUAUAUUUUUUCUAUAAAACAUCUGCUGCUGCUACAUUAGGAAGUUUUACAGCCUAAACAGUUGCAGUUGGUGUGUUUCGUUUUUUUGAGGUUUAACAGACACUGUUCUUUUCCCAACAAGCGUCACUGCCCUCAGUCGGCAGCGUCCGCACAUCGUGACCUCCACUUCGGACUCGGAUGUGAGCCUUGCCCUACACACUGCUGCGGCCAGAGCAGGUCAGAGUUGAAGGCCUUGCCCGGCGACGCCUUUACCAGAUCUGCUGUGCGAGCCACGUCUCUGUUAACGUCAGUGUAGGUUGUGGAGGGUUUUAUUUAUGCCUGUUCACGUAUGAGGGUCCGCAGAGCCGAGGUCCGGUGCGGUUUACCUGGAGGUCGUGUGCACCCUGAGGUGUCUUGGGGGCCUCCAGAGGGUCUGAGUCUUGGGGCCCCUCCUGUGCAGGUUUCUCAGCACAGCUGACCUUCCUCCCAAAGGUACCUUCCUCCCAAAGGUGCCUCCCUCCGCACGUCCCUGCCUGGCUGGGCUGCUGGCCCUGUGUCAGCUGGGCGUGUGUGCAGGGAGGCUGCCGUGUGCCAGUGUGUUUGGGGAGGGCCCGUGUCCGUGCACCACUGGAUUGGAGAAUGUUCACAUUUGCUCUCUUAAACUGGUGCUGGGACAGAAUUUUAAGAUUAAAGUCUAGGAUUAAAGAAAUCUGGACACGUCAUUUCUGGCUCCUUGAUCUUAAAGGCCGUUGAGGGUGGGCCGGGCCAUUUGUGUGCCCUGGGACCCUGCCCUGGGCACCGAGGCAGGCUGCAACUUUUAGGUCUUUCCCCUUGUUUACAAGUAAGACUGUACUCUCUCCCCGCCCCUACUCCACGUUUCCCAUUUCUCCUGCUUUUUCUUCCUUCUCCAGCCCUUAGCCAAAAAGAGUUUGUUUUCUUUUGCGCGUAUGACCGUUCUUCAUAUCAGGGGUGUACACCUCACUUUAUUAAAAAAUUACCC
Messenger RNA from Hippopotamus amphibius kiboko, 2328 nucleotides. It is a transcript of the gene CDCA4, whose product is annotated as cell division cycle associated 4. Gene Ontology annotation, molecular function: transcription regulator activity. The transcript is spliced from 2 exons. NCBI's taxonomy places the organism in Eukaryota, Metazoa, Chordata, Mammalia, Artiodactyla, Hippopotamidae. Bases 262 to 936 code for a protein of 224 amino acids. Gene Ontology annotation, cellular component: nucleus. The record is from RefSeq and is a predicted model, not a curated record.